AUGGGACAUGAUUGUACAAAAAUAUUUGCCGAAGGUUCUUACACCAGCAACGGACCUUCCUUGGUCAAACCAAUUAAGUCACUUCCUCCUUUCUUGGCCUUCUGUGAGAGUCGAGCAGAUGGGGGAUGGACUGUGAUCCAACGACGCAAUGGGAGAGGUGCUGAUGGCAACCCUGUGAGAUUUUACAGACCAUGGCUUGACUACAAAAAUGGAUUUGGAGAUGUUAACUAUGAACAUUGGUUGGGGCUUGACUACAUCUAUGCGCUGACCCACCAGGAAGGUAAAACUUGUCAGCUUCGAGUGGACAUGGUUGACUGCCAAAACCAGCAGGGUUAUGCCCUCUAUGACAACUUCAGCAUUGACAGUGAGAAGGACCUUUAUCGCCUCCAUUUGGGAAAGUAUGAAGGAAACAGAGGAGAUGCCUUCCGGGCAAAUGCAUAUUCAAAGGAACAAGAUGGCUAUCCAUUCAGUACAUACGACAAUGACAACGACGGCUGCAACCCAUGCAUAGGGGGAGACAUAGCCUUUAAUAAUUGCGCAGAAAGCAAAACCUCUGGAUGGUGGUACAGCGACUGCGGCCUGUCGGAUCUCAAUGGGGAUUGGCACAACCAAGCUCAGUGCAUAGGCUGGGCUUCUGCGGUGUACUGGGAGACAUGGAGUAGUUACCGUUCAUUAUUGUCUACUGAGCUGAAGGUGAAAUGCACCUAAAAUGGGAGAGUGCUUGGAAAGUGUUCUCUGUUUAGAUUUCCAAAUCAUCACAAAUCUGAAGGAGGAAGGCCAUACUAUGUGAAUAAAUAUGAAAUUCAACGUAAGAUGGUUGGCAAUGCUUUCCAACAAAUUGCUAUAUAUCCACUAUGCAGUUAAUCACUUUUAAUUGAUAUUAAAAAAAUAAACUGAAAUGAUGAA
Molecule: messenger RNA, 906 nt
Organism: Anolis sagrei ordinatus
Lineage: Eukaryota; Metazoa; Chordata; Lepidosauria; Squamata; Anolidae
Source: RefSeq, a predicted model, not a curated record